Messenger RNA from Miscanthus lutarioriparius, 369 nucleotides. The record is from the annotation of a GenBank genome assembly. NCBI's taxonomy places the organism in Eukaryota, Viridiplantae, Streptophyta, Magnoliopsida, Poales, Poaceae.
AUGAAAAAACUUGACACUUUCUUAUAUUCUCACGACUACUACAAAGUUCUGGAGGUUGACUAUGACGCAUCUGAUGACACCAUCAAAUUGAGUUAUAGAAGAUUAGCUUUGAUGUGGCAUCCGGACAAGCAUAAGGGCGAUAACGAUGUCACAGCUAAAUUUCAGGAGAUUAAUGAGGCAUACAAGGUUUUAAGUGACCCAGCUAAGCGACUAGAAUACGUUGUUUCCGGUUGUUAUGAGAUCGAUCAAUAUACUUUGCGUGAGUACCUUGCAAAAUUUAAGGGUAUGAUACUUACCUGUAAUGGCCUUGGCAUAGAUCAUCCUUCUAGUAAAUGGGCCCGACAUUUGAAGGAACUGAAGCCCCAUUGA